Molecule: messenger RNA, 760 nt
Organism: Didymodactylos carnosus
Lineage: Eukaryota; Metazoa; Rotifera; Eurotatoria; Philodinida; Philodinidae
Source: the annotation of a GenBank genome assembly
AUGUUUAAUCCUGAAGACCCCGAGGUUUCUCCACGAGAAGUAAAUGAUCCUCCUGAAGAAACCGAUCUUUCCGCACGAGAACCUGAUGUUUUUCGUGAAGAGCAUGACGUUUCGCCAUGAGAACUUAAUGUUGUUUCCAGACAAAACUGAUGCCUCUCCACUAGAACUGCAUCUUUUUUCCUCAAGAAACCCAAGGUUUCUCCAGAAGAACGUCAUAUUGCUUCCAGACGAGACAGAUUUUGCAACUCCAGAACUUGACCUCCAAUUUUCUUUAUGAUAACUAGUACCAAAUCGGGAUGUAUUUUUGUUUUCUUUGAAAAAUAUUGUUUUGGUGUUUGGCAGAGUUAACAAAAUCUACCCUAAGCAAAAGGACAAGUUUUUUAGCAGGGCUUCCAGUAUUUUGGUUCUUCUAACAAUGUAUUUAAUACUUUGAUGAUUAUUUUCAGUUUCUUUGCUAUUUAAUUGUUCUUGUAAAGAAGGUGAAUAUCACAUUUUCUGAAUAUGUAGUCUCCCGCAUUGAUUAACCGCCUGUAGAACAAAAUACGAUGGUUUCUUUUCGAAUUUUGUGUUUAAUGUGAUUCCAUACAACAAUGUUUCUCAAAGUGUCCUCUUCAAAAUGGCGGUCAAGCAAAAUCUUGAUUUUUAGCGAUUCGGAUGUGGCAUGGGAUUUUUUGGCGGUUUCCACCUAAAUCUUAGGUCAAACCACCUAAAAAUCACCUUUAGGUUAAGGUUAAAAAAUUCAUAAUUCAUAAAAAGCAUC